Vigna umbellata (rice bean) is the source of this 345-nucleotide messenger RNA. NCBI's taxonomy places the organism in Eukaryota, Viridiplantae, Streptophyta, Magnoliopsida, Fabales, Fabaceae. The record is from RefSeq and is a predicted model, not a curated record.
AUGGAGUUUUGGGACCUUUUCCUUGUUGCAUUAAUGCCAGUUUUAAAAGUGUUGCUAAUUACUGCAUUGGGAACAAUCCUUGCAAUUGAUCGCUUUAACAUACUCGGAGAAACUGCCAGGAAAAAUCUCAAUACUAUGGUAUAUUUUGUCUUUUCUCCAACUCUAGUUUGUAGCAGCUUAGCUGAAACAAUAACUCUAAGAAGUGUGGUUAGACUGUGGUUCAUGCCUGUCAAUAUUCUUCUCACAUUUGUUAUUGGAACAGUUCUUGGAUUGUUGGUUGUUAAACUAACCAGAGUUCCUAAUCAUCUGCAAGGCCUUGUCUUAGGAUGUUGUGCAGCAGGUUAA